Messenger RNA from Zophobas morio, 1751 nucleotides. RefSeq names its product vacuolar fusion protein MON1 homolog (gene Mon1). Gene Ontology annotation, cellular component: Mon1-Ccz1 complex. The record is from RefSeq and is a predicted model, not a curated record. Gene Ontology annotation, biological process: endosome to lysosome transport via multivesicular body sorting pathway; protein targeting to vacuole. Bases 206 to 1660 code for a protein of 484 amino acids. The transcript has 4 exons. NCBI's taxonomy places the organism in Eukaryota, Metazoa, Arthropoda, Insecta, Coleoptera, Tenebrionidae.
GAUUAUCAAAUUUUUGAGGGUGGUAGUGGAGUGAUAGCAAAGUGCAAAAAACUAUCGAAAUGAGGUUAGAAAUCAGUCAAGUUUAGAAAAAUUAAAAAAUGCCAUUGACUUCGUUUGUGUAAAAACCAGUUUGCUACAUACAACAACAAUAACAAGGAUGCUUUUCAAUCCUACUUGAGCGUGGCAUUAACAAAUAAAUUGCAAAAUGUCUUCAAACCUUGAAGUCGAACCGGGGGCAGCUUCCGAAAGCGUCCUAGUUACAACAGAUUCUUUCGAGAAUUUUGAUCACAUGAGUUCAAGUCUCGAAGAAAUAAAAAAUUUAAAUGCAAUUGCAGAGAAUGAUGAAUCGAAUGUAGAAAACAGUAAUGUGGAAAAUUUUGAAGACCUUGCAGAAAAUGUUCCUUGUAAUAAUGAAGAUGAUGAUUUUAUACAAUCAAAAGAGUGGGCUACUAGAAGUAAACACGUGUUUGUUCUUAGCUUAGCUGGGAAACCUAUUUAUUCAAGAUAUGGUAAUGAAGACAAACUCGCAUGGUUGUUUGGAGUAAUGCAGACUUUGGUCAGUUUUGUCCAGUCAAAUGAUGACACUAUUAGAAGUAUACAUGCUGGGGACACCAAGUUUGUCUUCUUAGUCAAGAAGCCAUUAAUUUUAGUUGCUGUAUCCAGAACACAAGAAACUGUUAACCAGUUGUCUUCACAACUAAAUUAUGUUUUCAAUCAAAUUGCUAGUGUUCUCACAUUAACUAGACUGAAUAAAAUAUAUGAGCAGCGACAAAACUAUGACCUAAGAAGGCUUUUAGCAGGAGUUGAAAGACUUAUUGAUCAUUUAUUAGAUUUUUCUGAAAGAGAACCCUCUUUCACUCUAGGAGCUGUGCAGUGUCUAUCUUUGGCUUCUUCUGUUAGGGAUAAUAUCAGUUCAGCUAUUGUAGGGGCUUGCAGCAAAAUCAAAAACAUAGUGUUUGCCAUACUUUUGGCAAACAACAAGCUGAUAACAUUAGUGCGAAUGAAAAAAUACUGCUUACACCCUGCUGAUCUUCAUUUAAUAUUUAACCUAGUGCAAGCAUCUGAAAGUUUAAAAACAGCAGAAAGUUGGACACCUUUAUGCCUUCCAAGAUUUGAUGCUAGUGGUUUUUUGUAUGGUCAUGUAUCCUACUUAUCUGAAGAUUGUCAAGCUUGUUUAUUACUUCUCACUGUAGAAAGAGAUGUUUUUUUCACUCUCAGUGAAGCUAAACAACGUAUUGUUGAAAAAUUAAGACGUAAUAACUGCUUAGAGGCUAUUAAUGAGUCACUAAAUGCAACAGAGGAAACUUGCAUUGUUGCUGGUUUUCCUGAACUUAGACACUAUUUGUAUAAGUGUAAAAGUACAGCACAAUUUUACCAACCAAGUUUAAGCCCACCAUACACCAAGUACCAUGAGAGAUUAACUAAUUUGUACAAAAGGGCUCAUCAGCUAUUGCAUUGUUCCACACGCCCACUAAAGUUACUAUUUGAAAAAAGUUCCAAUGAAGCUAUCCUAGCUUGGGAUACUAGAGGAUUUGAACUUUAUGUAGUGUUUGAGCCUCUUGUUGACACUAAUAGCGCUAUUAAUUCAGUAGGGCGGCUUUUAAAUUGGAUUAAAAAAAGGGAAGAAAAGUUGUUUCAUCUUAAUGCUCCCACUUUUUAGGAUCCCUGUUGUAACUUAAGUGUAUAUAAUAUAAAUAUGUAAAUUCAAGAGAAAGUUUAAUGAUAUAGGUAUAAUCUGUGAUAUUCACAAU